This is a messenger RNA of Brassica oleracea var. oleracea, 868 nucleotides long. RefSeq lists its product as uncharacterized. The record is from RefSeq and is a predicted model, not a curated record. The transcript has a single exon. Bases 114 to 740 code for a protein of 208 amino acids. NCBI's taxonomy places the organism in Eukaryota, Viridiplantae, Streptophyta, Magnoliopsida, Brassicales, Brassicaceae.
CUCUCCCUCUCUCUAUCUCUUAGUUGUCAAUUACUCUCUCUCAAGCGAUCAGAUUUCAAGUUUUGUUUUUUUGUAAUUUUUAACCUAAAGUUUCGAAAGAAAAAAAACUCCAAAUGGGUCUUUGUGUAUCUGUUGGUCGUAGCGACUGCGAUUCUUCUCCGGCGGCUAAAAUCGUAACGGUUAACGGCGAUCUCCGGGAAUACAAUGUCCCGGUGUUAGCUUCACAGGUUCUUGAAGCUGAAUCGAUGGCUUCUUCUUCCUCUCGGCCUUCCUCUUAUUUUCUAUGUAAUUCAGAUUCUCUUUAUUACGACGAUUUCAUCCCGGCGAUCGAACCGGAGGAGAUUCUUCAGGCGGAUCAAAUCUAUUUCGUUCUCCCUGUCUCCAAACGUCAGUACCGUCUCACGGCGUCCGAUAUGGCGGCUCUGGCGGUGAAAGCUAGCGUCGCCAUGGAGAAAGCUGCGAAGAACAAAAAUCGCCGUCGCAAGAGCGGGAGGAUCUCUCCGGUGAUGAUGAUGAAUCAGCCUAACGAACGGCUCGUCGUCGUUAAUAGAAGUUCGACGAUGGUGCAAAAGGGAAACCUACCGAAUAAAACGACGCAGUUUAAGAGUACUAAUAUAAUCGGUUAUUCCCGGUCCGGUUCGGUACGGCAAUUGAAAAGAUAUGCGUCCGGGAGGGCUAGGAAGCUUGCGGCUCGAUCGAUUAAAAGACUCUCAACAAUCCACGAAGAAAACAUUUUUUAGAUCUCUAAGAACACUUUUUUUUUUGUUACGGAAAUUAUUGUUAAUGCUUGAAAUGAAAAAAAAUAACACACUCUGUAAAUUACAGUGUUCACUUUGUUCCUGUGAUAUUAUAUUUUCCCGUUUUGUUA